UGCCAGUGUCGCGCCGCGAGAUGGCGUCACCGAGACGACGACAGAAGAUGACGUCAGCGAGCCGCGCCGCCGCCGCUCGAUUCUACCGCCCACCCGGCCAUGGCGCGGCCUCUCCCUGCCGAGGUACCGGCGGCGGCGGCGCUGGGGGCGCUGAGGCGCGCGGCCGCGUUCGUGUCGCGGGCGCUGCCUCUAUGCCGCGCUCACACGGUGGAGUUCUACACGCGGGGGCUGUGGGAGCGGCUGGUGGCGGCGCGGCCCGAGGCCGUGCUGCAGGCCCUGAGCAACGCCGGGCCUCUGGCGCUGGGGCGACCCCUGGCGGAGGCCGCCGGCGCGGAGCUGGGGGAUGAUGACACGUUUUCCAACGUGUUUUGUGAAAACUCUGAGAAGCUUAUCAAUGUACAUUUGUUUGCUCUGGCUGCUAAGUAUUAUUCUUUGUCCAACCUUGAUGUGUGUACCCCAUUAGAAGACAUACUUGAAGCAUGCAGAGGAGAAAAUCGAGAGACAACAGGUGUCAAAACUGAUGAGUUUAUGAAUAACAAGAAAUCACAUGAAGUGCAGAUGAUGUCAGAGCUAGUAGACAAAAUAGUUAAUUAUUGUGGUAUAAAGCAGGUGAUUGAUAUAGGCUCUGGAAAAGGCUACCUGAGUUCAUUUUUGUCCAUGCAAUAUGACUUAAAAGUUUAUGGAAUUGACUCCUCAAAUUCCAACACUAGUGGUGCUCAUGAAAGGAAUAGGAAGUUGAAGAAACACUGGAAAGCAUAUCAGAGGCGAGGAAGAACAAACCUCAAAAGCCAGAGAUGGGAAAAGUCUAAUGACAGGCCAGUGGAAAGUGAAAUGAAAUGUACAGCAAUCAAUGAAAAGCCCUUAAUUGACAGCAGUCUUCAAAGUCAGGACCAAGUGGCUCUCCAACCUUCUUGCAGUUUCACAGAAAUACCUACAUCUGAAACCAGCAAACAAACUGAAGUUGACUCAGUGGCUCGGACACAGUCUGAUGACAGCAGACUUUCUGAAGAGGUUCUUGCUAUGCUGAAUGUUCUGCCUGCUGAUGCUGUAGAAGAUUUUUCUUUAUCUCAGCGUAACUAUGGAGAACUCUGUGAAGAGGAAAAGGCGCAGAGAAAAAUGGCAUCUCUCAAGGCCAAAGCAAGCGAGUCAAGUGAAUCAAACCUGUAUAUUCCAUUGACCUCUUGCAUCACUGCUGAAACAGAACUCAGUGACAUCAUAUCAGAUCUGGAGGAUUGUAUGAUGGUGGGUCUACAUACUUGUGGUGAUCUUGCUGCAAAUACACUACGAAUUUUUACUGCCAAGCCUGAAAUCAAAGCAGUUUGCACUGUAGGCUGCUGCUACCAUCUGUUGUCAGAACAGUUUGAAAACCAAGAAGAUUGCCCAGAGGGAGUGUGGGGAUUUCCCAUGUGUCAGUACUUGAAGGACAAAGGCUGGUGCUGUGGUCGCAAUGCUAGAAUGUCAGCAUGCUUGGCUUUGGAGCGAGUCGCUGUUGGCCAAAUGCUGCCUACAGAAUCAUUGUUUUAUCGAGCUGUUCUUCAGGUUAUUCUAGAAGAAAUUUAUGGUGUCACCAAAAGCAAUCGACAUGUUGGAAAAACUUUCUCCAAAUCAUCCUCCUUCAUAGACUAUGUCAGAAAGUCUCUGAAAAAGCUGGAGCUGGAUGAUUCAAAGUUUCAAACAGUCUAGUGUCUGCACAUCAUUACCUGAAGUUGCAGGGGCUUUUCCCCUAGAAGAAGUCAUUUAUUUGGCCGGUGCCCCAUCUAACAACCUGAGGUGAGACCUGCAACAAUAAACAGCUGGUUAGUGCUCAGUUUCCACCAUCCCCAUUUGCUCUAACCCUGACCAGACUUCAUGAAAACAGCUGCUGCCCAUUUGUCUUUUUCUGAUCCUGUGCUUCAGGUAGAGCAUCCACAGAAGAUUUACAGCUGUCAGGUCUUGACCAACAGGACAGUAAAGGCCAUUAGACCCUUCUAUGAGGUGUUGUACCCAUCCCAGCAGCAUUUACAUUAAUAACAUAGUAAGAGAAACUCAUGUCCUAUAAAAAGCCUGUUUAUCAUCUUAAGUAAUUUAAACAACUUUGAUAUUUGAUAUAUUACAUCUAUCAAAGUUAGACUCAAAAUAUUCAGUCUUGAUAUAGCUAUUUAGCUAAAUUUAGAUAUGUCAUAUCACCCUGUCUGUUCUGCAGAGUUUAUGUAUUUAGAAGGAUAUUUAAUUAAAUAAGCAUGUUAGUGCUUGCUUUCUCUGCAAUAACCAAAACUUUUAUGUUUAUUUAUAAUUAAUAAUUAAUUUUCUAUAAUUUUGUCUUAUUUUAUAAGAAUCUCUGAAAAUAUUACGUAUCAUUCAUUUAUAAAAUAAUCUUUUUUCCUAUAUUAGUUAUGCUUUCCUUUGCUACAUUGACUUUGUAGUUUUGCAGACUCUAGACUAUUUCGUUUUGAGUAGUAAAACUGGUAGAUAGUACUGAAAUCACAUUUUGUGUGAAAAUAUUUUUUUUUAAUUAUUUGGGGUUUUUUUGUUGGACAAAAUCCUUUUUUCCUAUGUCUUGGACAUUUUUGAUAUACUUAGUUUGAAUAGUUGAUAUAUAUUUCAUAGCAGUAGUUACCUUUUAAAACAGUGAUGCUUUUUAAGAAAACACAAGAGCAUAUGUAUGUGAGUUACUGUUUUUGAUGAUGCAAAUGCCUACCAAAAGCAUUAGCAUACAUGUAAAGCCUGGACACUAAGCUGAGCUGAGUGAUCUCUCUGUGCUAUAACUGUCAAGUAAAAAUUGAAGUAAAACAUUAGGGGUUUUAAGACAAUAAUAAAAUAACUGGUUUUGUUGUUUUUUUAAAAAAAAUAAAAUAAGAAUAUGUUAAUUUAAAAAAUAACUGAGUCUACACUUGGAGCAUAAAUAUGGUUGUAUUACAGGUUUCAGUGAUUUAUCACUGGUUUAGAACUACAGUUUUAAUAUAUAUUUCUUUUUAUAAUUGCUCAGAUGGCAGAGUGAACAUGGAUUAAGGAGAUGUCUUCUCUAAUUUAAGAUGAGACAGCUAUUCAUGUUGGCCAAAUCUAUGUUUAAUAUAUUAGGCUCAGUCCUGAAUAAAUUUUCAGCAGAUAUAAAUUGUUGUGCUUGCUUGCAUUUAUUUAUAUGAUAAUACUGCCUUCUUUAAAAUUAGUACAAAAAUAGUUCAAAUUUGCUUUUUUCAGAUUCCUGUAGCAUUCGAUGGAGCAAAUUAGUUAAAGCACUGCAAAGCAAAGAGCUUAAAGAUGGGACUUUCCACGACUCCUGCUAAGAGACUCAGAUGUCCUGAUUCCAUAAAUGCUUUGUGAAAACACAGUGGCAAAUGUACAUUGCAGAUAACUUCACAGUCAGUGCCUGGGAAAAUGCUUGAAAACAACUGUUGAGUUUCUUGAGAUCCAUCCCUAUGAUCCUGUUUUCCCCUUUUCCAGACCAGGAGCCAUCUGAUAAGCCUUUACAAACUUUGUAGCCCUUCUGAGGAACACACAAGUGGAAGUUCUGUCCCCUCAUGCUGGCUAUCAGUCCAACCUGUAUUAUGAGAUGUCCUGGUUUUAGUCCUUAGUUAUAUUCUACUCAUGUAAUAGUGAGUAGACUUGGAGGAUAUUCCUUCCUGUUUCCACAACUGUGGUUCUUGUAGAAUACAAAGGAGGCACAUUCCACUGGCUGAGUGGGAGAUUUGAAUAACCCAUACGCAUAACCCAGCAUCUGGCACCGUUCUGUGAUCAUCUGCACAUUUUAAGGGCACUCAUCCUACCUGACCCUCAAAGCAGAAUGGUGGGCACUUGUCUGGGACUGGGGCUACAGAUCUGGCCAAAUGGUCUGCACCAUCUCCUCCAGCAGUGGCUGAUGCCUCCAUACAGAGAGACAGGAACAGCCUCACAUUCAAAAGCCCUGAUCCUCAAACACCCUGAUGCCUGUUGGAGGGACAACAGCGCAGGGUAUGAGCAAUUCAGGAGGUUCCCGAGUGCAUUGCUAAUAACUUCCUUCUCCAAGUGAUAGAGGAACCAACAAGGAGGGGCUGAUGGGGAAUGUGAAGCUCAAGGGCAGCUUGGCUACAGUGACCAUGAAUUAGUGUUGUUAAAGAUCCUUAGGGCAGUGAGGAGGGUGCACAGCGAGCUCAAUACCUACACUGCACUUCAGGAGAGCAGACUUUGACCUCUUCAAGGAUCUGCUUGCCAGAGUAUCAGGAUAAAGCCAUGGAGAAAAGAGGGGCCCAAGAAAGCUGGGUAAUAUUUAAGGAUCACCUCCUCCAAGCUCAGGGGUGAUGCAUCCCAACAAAGAGAAAGUCAGGAAAAAAAUGCCAGGAGACCUUCAUGGGUGAACAAGAUGCUCCUGCACCAGCUCAAACACAAAAGGGAUCCUACAGAGGGUGGAAGCAAGCACAGGUAGCCUGCGAGGAAUAUAGGGAAAUUGUCUGAGCAGCCAGUGAUCAGGUUAGGAAAACUAAAGCUCAGAUAGAAUUAAAUCUGGCCAUCAAUGUCAAAGGCAACAAGAAAACCUUCUAUAGAUAUGUUGGGUAUAAAAGAAAGACUAUGGAAAAUGUGGGCCUUCUCCAGAAGGAAACAGGAGACUUGGUUACACAGGACAUGGAGAAGGCUGAGAUACUCAACAACUUUUUUGACACGGUCUUCACCAGCAAGUGCUGUAGCCUCACCGUACAAGUCUCAGAAGGCAAAGGCAGGGACUAGGAGAAUGAAGAACUGCCCACUGUAGGAGAGGAUCAGAUGCGAGACCAUUUAAGGAACGUGAAGUUGUGAAAGUCCAUGGGAAUUGAUGAAAUGCAUCCGCCCUGAGAUUUCUUAUAAUCUUAACGUCUACCCUGCACCAAAUUCAGUGUUGAUAUUUUAAAUGACAAUGAAUACCCCAGACUGGUUGGUCUUUGCUAGGAUUAUUUCAAUUUUGAUGCUUUUUACUGUGUGCAGCCAUUGGGCAAACAAAUCCUCUCCACUUUCCCGUGAAUUCUAACAUGGCAACUAACUGAGUCCAAACAGUCAAAAAAUGAAGGCACUAGAUGAAUUUACUUGCUUAAUACAUUUUACAAUUGUUGAAGAGUUGACUUUCUCAGCAGUUUUCUUGGACAGAAGGAAUUUCAACUCACAGAUUUCUUCAUUCAUUUGUUAGGUAAAUAUUGAAUGAAGGCUCAGGUAAUACUUGUAUUACAGCCUAUAAACUAUAUGUUCAUAAUGCAAUUUUCAAGUAUAAUUGUCUUUCAAACAGACAAAAUACUACAAAUUAUGGUAGCAUAACAUUUUAGCAUGACAAGGAGUCUUAAGAUAUGUGUGACUUUUAUUUCAACUAGAUAUAAUGAUAGAUAAUAUAGAUUGCCCUCAUUUAAAAUGCAUUUUUAACAGAAGUUCUAAAUAAACUUGUUUCUCUGAAACUUGUUUCUCAUCUGUUUUACAUCAUGUUGUUUAGCCUUGAGGAGGCUGAGGGGAGACCUUAUUGCUCUCUGUAUCUACCUGAAAGGAGGUUGUGGAGAGGAGGGAGCUGGCCUCUUCUCCCAAGUGACAGGGGACAAGACAAGGGGGAAUGGCCUCAAGCUGUGCCAGGGGAGGUUCAGGCUGGACAUCAGAAAAAAAUUUUUCACAGAAAGGGUCGUGGGGCACUGUCAGAGGUGGUGGAGUCCCCAUCCCUGGAGGUAUUUAAAAGACGGGUGGGUGAGAUGCUCAGUGGCAUGGUUUAGUGGUUGAUAGGAAUGGUUGGACUCGAUGAUCCUGGAGGUCUAUUCCAACCUAGUGAUUCUGUGAUAAGCUAGAUCUUUGGGUGCAGAUUCGUUAUUAAGACAAGUGCUUGAUAGAUGUAUUUGGGGUUUUUUCAUGCUUAUUCACUUAGGCCGUAUGUUCAUAGUAUUGACAUCAUAAUGUAAGAAAUAAAUUCAGUGCAUGUAUUUAAAGAAAUUUCUUUGUAUACACGAAUGCGUGGCAACCCUGCGUAGAGAACAGUUGAAUGGACGACUCGGGUGGCUAAACGAGGCUUGCUUUGCCUGUGUGCAAUUCUGUUCCUGAAAAUGCAAACGAUAAUUUACUCCCGCAUCACCUUGGAGGCAUAGCUGAAGCUUGUGUUGGGUACUGAAGCCAUCUGGCAAGCUGUUGCAUUUUCAGAUAAAGCCAGUGUUAUCUGGGCUUUAGUCUUCUUCCAAUGAACUGACCACAUAGCUAGCUGUCAGUUACCCUUUUCAUGCCUUUUUCUAUCAGUGCUUUUUGGCAGACUCUCUUUUUUUCCAGCUGGGCUGUUCCAUCGGAUAGGUUCACUGACCAAACUUUUAACUGAGGCAGAGUUUAGAAUAGUAUUUAAUCUAUCCAUGAUAGCAGGGUGCAUUAAGUCAGAAUGUGUAGUAAGCAAGAGGGGAGUGGAAAAGCAUUUGCGCUCAGUACUUAAGUAUGGCAACAUCCAAGAGACAUUUUUGACACAGCUUCUUAUUUGCCAAACAUUUCACAGCUUGUUUUCUUUUUAUUUGAAUGCUUCAUGUUGAAAAAUUGAGAACAUAAAUGAAGCAAAAGCAGAAACUUUUCAAAAGUCCAUUUUUAUAAAUACAGAUCUUUGUAUUUUAGUUCCAAAUAGCCUGUAAUUUCUAAAGUCCAUUAUACUAAAACCUUCUUAAUUCUCAGCUGAAAUGAGAAGCUUAUAUGGCAGAGGUUAAAUAAACUAUUUUGUUUAUCUCAUGACUGAUAUAUUUUAGUUCGUCUGACUCUUAGAGGGGAAGAGAAAAAAAAAAUGAGAUAUUUGCAUAGCUUUACUGAAAAUGAAAUAGCAACAAGACCAAAAAAGUCCUGUUAGUCCACAUUAGUACUACCAGAUCAGCUGCUCAACCUUCCCUCUGUAGUUGGGAGAAAGCACUUUCAAACUUAAAAAAUAUGACUGGAAGGCUACAGAAGUUUUUCUAACCUAUCUCCUUGUUUUAAGGCCGUUACAAUUUUACGUCUUUCCUGAAAAAUAUUUGUCAAAUCUUCUUAGAGCUUCCUGUCGUGGAGACUGACAACCUCCCCUGUCCUUAAUUAACCUCAAAGAGAGAAAGUUUCUUCGAGUUUUUGGCUGAUUUUUUUUUUUUCCACAAUUCAAGCCUAACACUUCUUAUCCUGUCCACCAUACACACACUGAACAAGCUGCUCUGUACUUCCUUGGCGAUAGCGUUGUAGAACUGUUCUUGCGUCCGUUCUCAUUUUUCUCUAAUGUAGCCUGAUCAGUUCCAGGUCUCUCAGUCUUUCUUCAUAGCUCAUGUUUUCUAGAUCUGUGAUCUCUUUUCUUUCUCAGGUUUUUUUUUCAAACAGUUAAUUUCUUUCUUUGAAAUCUGAUGCCCCAAAAUAGAUGUGGUAUUCCAGCUAGAACUUUG
Molecule: messenger RNA, 7319 nt
Organism: Cuculus canorus (common cuckoo)
Lineage: Eukaryota; Metazoa; Chordata; Aves; Cuculiformes; Cuculidae
Gene: METTL25
Product: methyltransferase like 25
Exons: 10
Coding region: 100-1683 (527 amino acids)
Source: RefSeq, a predicted model, not a curated record